AUGGCUCCAAAUGAUGACUGCGCGUCCUCUACCCUCCUCUGCGUGGAGGACAGCAGUUGCAUUCUUGGCUUUGAUAAUGAGGACGAUGCUGAUGAUCAGGAAGAGCAUGAUCUCAAUCGGUUUUAUGUACGAAAAAGAUGCGAACUUUAUGGGGAUCUCCGCAUGGGUUUUCCGUCACAAGCGGAUGAGUGCUUGGUCUCUUUGGUCAGGCGAGAGACCGAGCACAUGCCGAGGGACGACUAUGCCGAGAGGUUGCGGUCUGGAGCAUUGGACUUGUCCAUUAGGAGAGACGCCAUUGGUUGGAUUUUGAAGGUUCAUGCCCACUAUAGGUUUGGACCAUUGAGUGCAUAUCUAUCUGUAAAUUACUUGGAUCGAUUCUUCUCCAACUAUGAGCUUCCUAAAGGCAAGGCUUGGAUGACACAACUACUAUCUGUGGCCUGCUUAUCAUUGGCUGCUAAAAUGGAGGAAACUGAAGUCCCUUUGUCAAUGGAUUUGCAGGAGAGGGAGACAAAGUAUGACUUCGAGGCAAAGACUAUCCAGAGAAUGGAGCUUCUGGUUCUGAGCACCCUUAAAUGGAGGAUGCAAGCUGUGACUCCUUUCUCUUACGUUGAGUUCUUCCUUCACAGAUUCAGUGGUGGCAACGCGCCGACUAAAGUUGAGAUCUUUCGAUCAGUAGAACUCAUUUUGAGCACAAUUACAGGCACAGAGUUCUUAGCAUUCAGACCAUCCGAAAUCGCUGCAGCCAUUACACUGAAGGUUCUGGGAGAAACACAAGACGUGGGUAUCGAGAAAGCAGUGUCAUGUUGUAUCCAAGUAGAAAAGGAGAAGGUGUUGAGAUGUUACGAGGUGAUCAAGGACAUGGAAUCGAUGAGAGAUAGGCCACCCAGAAAUGCUCGCAUUUCACUUUCCUCGGUGCCACAAAGCCCAAUUGGUGUGCUGGAUGCUGCAUGCUUGAGCUAUAAGAGUGAUGAUUUUAGACAUGCAACAUGUAAUCAUAGUUCUUCUGCUAGUAAGAGGAGGAAAAUAUAA
Molecule: messenger RNA, 1029 nt
Organism: Musa acuminata AAA Group (dessert banana)
Lineage: Eukaryota; Viridiplantae; Streptophyta; Magnoliopsida; Zingiberales; Musaceae
Product: cyclin-D4-1-like
Exons: 6
Coding region: 1-1029 (342 amino acids)
Biological process (GO): mitotic cell cycle phase transition; regulation of cyclin-dependent protein serine/threonine kinase activity
Cellular component (GO): cytoplasm; nucleus; cyclin-dependent protein kinase holoenzyme complex
Molecular function (GO): cyclin-dependent protein serine/threonine kinase regulator activity
Source: RefSeq, a predicted model, not a curated record